GUACCACCUUUUUGUGGCUAAAUUACAGGAAUUUGUCACCACGUGAAAAAUAGCAUUUUACAAAGUGACAGAGCAGCUGCUGAGCCAAUGAAAUAACAGUCAGCUGUCGUAACCAGAGAAACGACAGAAGGAGGAAUAACAUCACACCAAACCCGGCAAACAAAGAGGUCCUUUCUCAACGACAACAUUUUUCCUCCAUAUUCUAUAGUUAUGAGUCAUGUGGCCGUCGAAAAUGUCCACGGUCUAGAGCAGCAGCUCGCUGUCCUAGACUUGACCGCAGCAGACGGGCAAGGGGGAGGCACCAACCGGCGAUACAUUCCUCCACAUUUACGGAACAAAGACGCUUCCAAAAAUGCAGGAAAUGCCUUUGCUGCUGGUCGACAGGGUGGCUACACCAUAGCACCUGCAGCCAACUACGGCUGGGAUGGGGGGCGCAACAACUUCGUCAACGGCUACCAUGACAACCGCAUGGGGGGCGGCAACACAUUCAACCGUGGGCCGCCUCGCAUGGAACGGGGCCGAGGUGGCGUCGGAGGAGGGGGUUACCGCGGCAACAGGGGUGGAGCCUUCAACCCCAUCAAUCCAGCGCAGCCAAUGGGCUUCGGUGGCUACGAAAAUAAAGAUGCAGGCGGAUGGAACACAGCCAAGGAUGCCUAUAGCAGUUUUGGCAACAACCGAGGAAAGUCUGCAUUCUUCAAUGACAGAGGCAAUGCUAACAGAGGGAGGUUCGACCAUGGUGGAUUUGGUGGUGGAGGAGGAGGCGGAAACAGCCGCUGGGUGGAGGAAUCCAGAGAUGAAGGAGACUGGUCGAAGCCAACGCCACGUAACGAACGCCUUGAACAUGAGUUGUUCUCCGGCAGUAACACUGGGAUUAACUUUGAGAAGUACGACGACAUUCCUGUAGAGGCCACGGGACAGAACUGCCCUCACCACAUCGAGAGUUUCCAGGAUGUGGACAUGGGUGAGAUUGUUAUGGGAAACAUCGGCCUGAGUCGCUACACCAGACCAACCCCAGUCCAGAAAUAUGCCAUUCCUAUUGUCAAGUCCAAGCGAGACCUCAUGGCCUGUGCACAGACAGGGUCUGGAAAGACAGCAGCGUUCUUGCUGCCGAUUCUCAGCCAGAUCUACACUGAGGGACCAGGUGAAGCUCUUACUGCAGCUAAAGCCACUGGUCAGGAGAAUGGAAAGUACGGGCGUCGUAAGCAAUACCCCAUCUCUCUGGUACUGGCUCCGACCCGAGAACUGGCACUGCAGAUAUAUGAUGAAGCCAGGAAGUUUUCCUACCGCUCAAGAGUGCGUCCAUGUGUUGUGUACGGAGGAGCCGACAUUGGCCAGCAGAUUAGAGACCUGGAGAGAGGCUGCCACCUGCUGGUCGCCACACCUGGAAGACUGGUGGACAUGAUGGAGAGGGGCAAGAUUGGACUGGACUACUGCAACUACCUUGUCCUGGAUGAGGCGGAUCGUAUGUUGGACAUGGGCUUUGAACCACAGAUUAGACGUAUCGUUGAACAGGACACCAUGCCCCCUAAAGGCAUCCGACAGACCAUGAUGUUCAGCGCCACCUUUCCUAAAGAGAUCCAGAUCCUGGCCCGGGAUUUCCUGGAAGAGUACAUCUUCCUGGCGGUGGGCAGAGUUGGUUCUACCUCAGAGAACAUCACUCAGAAAGUUGUGUGGGUGGAGGAGAGUGAUAAGAGGUCUUUUCUCCUGGACCUGCUCAGUGCUACAGUCAUCCCCAGCGAGGUACAGGACAAUACUGGAGACAACAUAGAGAAACCUGGUAAAGACUCGUUGACUCUGGUGUUUGUGGAGACCAAGAAAGGCGCAGACGCCUUGGAGGACUUCCUCUAUCGGGAGGGUUACGCCUGCACCAGUAUCCAUGGCGACCGUUCACAGAGAGACCGAGAGGAGGCCCUAAGCCAGUUCAGAUCAGGAAAAUGCCCCAUUUUGGUGGCCACAGCGGUAGCAGCUCGGGGUCUGGACAUCUCCAAUGUGAAACAUGUCAUUAACUUUGACUUGCCAAGUGACAUAGAAGAGUACGUCCACCGUAUUGGACGUACAGGACGAGUAGGAAACCUGGGAUUGGCCACAUCGUUCUUCAAUGACAAGAAUGGGAACAUCACUAAGGACUUGCUGGACAUCCUGGUAGAAGCCAAACAGGAGGUUCCCUCAUGGCUUGAGAGCCUGGCCUACGAACACCAGCACAAGAGCAGCAACAGAGGACGCUCUAAGAGGUUCUCUGGUGGUUUUGGAGCACGUGAUUACCGCCAAACAGCUGCUGGAGGAAACGCUGGAGGCUUUGUAGGACGUGGAGCUCGUAACCAGGCAGGACAUGGAGGAAACCGUGGCUUUGGAGGAGGUGGUUUCGGUAACUUCUACACCAGCGACGGCUACGGAGGCAACUACUCACACUCUCAAGUUGACUGGUGGGGCAAUUAGGUUUCCUUCACCCCUUCCCUUUUCCCCAUUCAGCCCUCUUUCUUCUUCUUCUCACUCAUCCUCCUUCCUUUCUUCACACUGUUGUCUGCACCCCAUCUCUCUCUUCCCCUCCAUCAAUUCCAAAAACCCUCAUGCAUGCUAUUAAACUAUUUAUACUCAUUUAUAUAGCUCUCCUUCCACCCCAAGGCACUCAGAUCUUUGAAUUUCUCCAUCUCCAUUUCCAUCUUCUUUGUCUUUACAGUCCCCCAUCCUUUCUUUGGUUCCUCUUGUCCUGGUAAAUCUCACAAUAGACCACCUUUAUAAAGGGAUUCCUCAGUUUAAGUUGGGUUUUUUUCAACACUAGCCACAGAUGUACGUGUUAGCUUCCAGCUAACAGCAUCGUUUGGUUUCAGUGAGGACAUUUUGAGCUAUUUUCCCUCUGUGGCAAGUGUCUGAAGAUAAAUAACCAACUAAAUUGAAGUGGUAGGUUUUCCUUUAAUGCAUAAGAUUGGAUAGACACUAAGAUUUACAAUGUGUUGAGUCCUCUAAAACCGCCGCAGAAGGCCAGGGGGGAAAUCCAGUUUUUUCACUUUAGAUUUGAGUUUUGGCUUCAUUGUGUUUUUGUCUGCAUUCACCCAAAGCCAGCCAGGCUUUCCUGUGUACCUUCACAUGUCAUCUUUGUAUUUAAAUGCACGGCCACGUUGUAAACUCACUGGCCAAAAACUUUUUCUAAAAUAUAGUGCAGAGAUGGGCAAGAGGUCAAAUCUUAGCAAAAUAUGUCUGCAUAAAAAAUGAACAAUGGGAACUGACUGAGGUCUCCUUCACUGACAUGACAGAUACUACAAAGAGGCCACAGAAAUUCCUUUUUUUUCUUUUUUUACACCUUUUUUAAACAUUGAAAAACUUAUUUACCGAGGUCUGAGAAAAAUGUCUAACAGAGAAGUGAAAACCCAGUCAGUGGGACAGCCAGCAGACAUUGUUGCCCAUUAGCAACCAUGAUGCUAGCAAACUGAAUUUUAGGACUUGUGGUUGUUGAUAUCACAACUACAAACAGCAUUUUCUUUGUUUGAAACAAAAACAUAAUGGAGGAUCAUUUGUUUCUGUACUGUGCCUUUAAGAAUUUGAACAUUGUCUCUUAUUUCUGUUAUUUUUAUCGCCAUAAUACGUAACUGGCUACAAGUAUUGGCCAACUGUGACUAAAAUGUGUAUUUAAUGUCAUGUAUGGGUUUAAACAUGUUUUCUUUAUUUCUAUUUGGAAGGAAACAAACUAGGCUUGAACUAAAUCAAACCUUGGCAAAAAAAAUACCCUAAACAAAAACUGCGAUGAGGCAACUCAUAGCAAUUCCUUAUCUGUCUACUGGAGUCUAUUGGUCUCUGAUAAGCUCGUUCCCAAAAGCAUAAUACCACUUUAACCAUGUUUACAGAUUGUUUUAAUACACCCUCAUUCAGAGUGACUAAAAUAGGUCAAAACUGACAUUACAUAAAAAAAUAAAUAAAAAAAGAAGUAUUAAUUAAAAAAAAUGCGACCUCUUUGCUUUACUAUCCAAUGAGCAGAGAUAACAGCGAGUGGUUUUAUGCUUUUGAGAAACCAAGUCCUACUCAUUGACCUGUACGUCACAUUUACAGCUCUGGUUUGAGCUAGAAGUUGGGUUUCUCAAAGUCAUCUUGUCACUAAUUGUUGGGUCAUUUCAUUGUCAACAGCCGAGCCACUGAGAGAGAAUUUGGCCCAGCUGUGCAGCAACAGCCAUGUAAUUUUGCUGCUCCCGGUCUUAUGUACAUUUGUUCUUUAUAACUGACUACAAGUGCCCAAAAUGAAAUAUUUACUGCAUAAAACACUGGCAGAAGUUAGGUCUCUUGCACUUGCACCACAUCCAGUUGUAAUGUAUUAUAAAUAAUGCAACAUAAAGAAAUGCUUCAACAAUGUUCAGAUAUAUAAAAAAAAAGAAAACUCUUACAUGGUGGCUGCUGUAUCAAACGGUUACCAAUUAUCAAUCAGUGGCCGUGGCUGCUAGACUGACCCUUUUAGUGUCAGCAUGCUGUUGGGAAACUGGCUCCGCGUCCACCACAAACAUUGAAACCCUUGUUUGCCAAAAGCUUCUUUCAAGGGGGGAAACACAACUAAAAGGCUAAAAGAGUUCAAAAUUUUCUCGCUCACUCUAUCCUGGAGAGUUACAUGAAGAGUCUUCUCUAAAAUAAGUCAUUCCAGUUUAUUCUUUAGGUCUUUUCAAGAUCUUGUUGGAGUCAGGGAUAAAAGUCAAGAAUCUAGCCUCACCUGUUUCACAGCAGGGACAGUCGGGGGGGCUUCCACAGGAUCUCCGCAGCACAUUUCAGCCACAUCAUGUCACACAGUACUAUAAGCAGCUAUGCAUCUGUUAAACCGUCUUAGUCUAACCACAUAGUACGACUAUGCUCCUAAUCAUGAUUGCAGGUUUAUACAUUCCUAUUCUUACCAAUAAAUAUUAAUAAUAUAUUCAACACAUACAAGCCUUAUUUUUCUGUUUCUGACUACUACUACUACUACAACUGAAAUAAAUGAUGCAACAUGGCUCAUGUAAGUUGCACUUUUGGGAGCAUUGCCUCAUUUAAACCGUCUUUGAAAUGUUAAAAAGACACCAAACUAAAACGGUACAGUGAGUUAGUGGAAAAGUGUCAUUACCGAACUGAGCUGAUCACAUGAAUUUGGAGAUGUAAUCAAUACCUAAUCCCUGGUUAGCCCUACUUAGCCCUGCUGUGAAACCAGACCAUAAGGGGCAGUUGACCUGCACCCAAGACGUUCAUGUUUCAUCCCUGAUUGAACUUCUAAAAGGAGCUCCACUGUACAUUUGGACCAUUCAGUGGUUGAAGUCCAAUCCCCCACAGUGUCGAUCAGCAGCAGAAUAAGCCAAAAGAGAAGAAAAAAACACACUCUGUUGCUUCUUGGUGGGGAAAAUUGUUAAUUUCUUUAUCAGGGGCUUAAUUUGUUUUGUUUACAUGAAGAACUUUGAAAUAUAGAUAAAAUGUAAAUAGUUCAGCUCUUCUUAAAAACAGAGAAGAAUCUCCACUGAAAAAGAAUGUGAAUAACAAGUGAAACAACACUUGAUGUCAAGAGAAUUACAUUUGAUCACUCAACUUUGGACCAGGCAGUGUCUAGUGAGCUUAGUUCAGUGGGCAAUUUGAGAUUGAAUUUAUUGUAAAUGCUUGUGUGUGUGUAAAUAGACACAAACCAAUGAGGGAAAUUAAUUUACCAAUGUAUGCUCACUAGACAGAUUUCCUCAAAUUGCCCACUGGCUUUGACAAAUGACAAGGCUGGAACAAGACAAUAAAACAUACGCAAGUGUUGUUGUUUUUUGGUCAAGGAGUUUAAAAUGCCAAGCGAAUACAUACAAAUUAUACAGCAGUCUUUAGUUGUGUUAGAACACUCUGAUUUUUCCCAUCUUCUAUAAUUUUUGGUUUUGUUUUUUUUUUUACUUAGGAUCAGAAGUCAUGUUCAGGUCAAUCUUCAUAUGUAUUUCCCUGGUUCAGGAAACUAGUUGGCUUUAAGUGUCACAUUAAAAGAUACCAUUUGUGAAGUUACUACAAUGUCAGAGGACUCAAGUAGAAAGGUCACAUGCGAAAUUUCCAAAAGCAGCUUAUUUUCUUGUUGUGAAGAUAGUAAGCUGAUUUCAGCCGUAAAGCAGUUUUAAAUUCAUAUAAUACUUAAUUCAGUACAUUGUACAUAUUUCCUUCUGGACAACUUUUCAGGAUCAUAAAUCUUUUCUUGCUUUAAUUCCUGAUGUACUAUAUCUCGCUAAACCUGCUUCACCUUUUUGAGAAGCCAAUUUAAAGGGACGAUGCUCUGUUCAAGGACAAUUGUCAUAAGAAAAAGGAUUAGGAAAAGUUUAAGGUGGUCACUUACAAAGCAAAAGUAAAAAUGGAAACUUCUGUCUGCGUUUUCUUUUGGCUGUUCAGCUGUUGUUUUAGCAUCUUUGUAGAACAAAGCAUCAUAUUGUUCUCCAACAUGCAGCCUAAAACAGGUAAAACUACCAUGAGCACCAGUUAAAAUAGUCAUUGUUUGCCAGAACUGUGUUUGAGGUGUCCCAGUAGAUGUUUUAGCACAUUUUAACCAAUCAAAUAAUAAUAAUAAUAUGAUCUGAAUAACACACUUAAAUUUCACCUGCAGCAAUAGUGGGAAUCACUUCCCCCUUAGAUUUGUUACAAGUACUGUUGCUGUUCAGUAUGCAGGAAUAAUUGGAAGAAUGAUAGAAAUCAGUAACAAGACAAUAAGUAGAAGAUAAAAAUGCAAAUGACAAUCAAAUAAUGGAAGGACUAGUUUAAAAUUUGCAUCAUCAACAGAAAGGAUUUAAGUUUUUUUUUAAGUUAUGGGACACCUUAACAUGUAGAAUCAUCUUGAUUUGCUGUCUUAUUGGUAGUAAGUUUAAUAGCUGUCACAAUUUAAAAAUGCACAUCCAUCAUGGAGACAGAUCUGGAGAGGCAGAUAAAUGCCAAAAUGAAAUUCAUUACCUUACAGUUGAGGAUACACUUUCUGGUUUCAUUAUAGCACCCAACGGCAUCCAAACUGUUCAUUUUUGGAGCUCAUUACAGUUGAGCAGUUGAUGAAAUUUGGUAGAGAAGGGAUAUCGUCAACAUUUCUUACUUGAAUCCAUGGCUGUUGCCAACCACAAACUUAGUGUGCAGCUAGUGCAGUCUCUUGUGUUUAAAAAAAAAAAGCUAAGCAUGCUGAAAUGCUUUUUUUUGCAGCCUAAAUCCAAAGGCAUAUCUUUAAGAUGGAGAUACGAAUCACGUAAAUGUAUCUGGUUCAGUGUGUAGACAAUGCUGUGCCUUCUAACAGCCACUAGGGGGCAGAUAAAAUAUCUGUGAAUAAAUGAAGGAACCUUUCACAUCCUGUGAUAAAGGAGCAGGGCGUCAUUGAAGGAAAAACUUCAGUUUACCUCACUUAAUCUGUACAUCUUGUUUAUAGAGUAAUCUUGUCAAGUAGUAGUGUUUAGAGUGUGCACAUAAAUAUGCAAUGUAUUUAGGUCGUUUUCUAGAGCAGACAGAAUAUACCUGUCAGCUGUAAUUACCAUUGAACUGUGUUGGAGUGCCCCAAACCCCCACCUGACUUUGACAAAAUGCCCCACAAUGUGCAAUAGAGAUCAGUUAAUUGUGGCUUGCUCUUACUUUGCCGUCACUAAGAACUUCUCUGCAUGAGUUUUGUUAGGGCCUUUUUCUGUCCGCAGUCUGUGCUCAGUUUGGAUUACGGCACAAACUGGCACAAAAUCUAGCCCAAAUUCUGACAUGUGCACGGUGCCUUGAAAUGACUGAAUCAUUAAAGACUGAAACAUAUGGGUUAGGGCUGGGUAUUUUUUUAAUACAGAUGUAAAAUUCAAAAUAUUAUAUAGAUGACAUCUUUUUUGAAAUAUCUUUAUCUGGGUGAAAGUAAAGGCAUUAUGCAAUAGAGGGUAUGUAUGUGACAUCACCGUACGUGGACGUCCUCCAUGGCACACCCAAAAUAUUUAAGCAUAGCCAACGAAGAAAUAAAGUGAAGACAUCACUUCAAUGUUUAAGAGCUGUUGUGUAAUCAGUCUCAGAAAAAGAAGAGAUGAUUAAUGGGUUCGUGCUGAAACUUGGAAGUGUAUUCACCACGUUGUGUUAUUAAUGUUGAAUUUUUAAGUAAAUUCUCCAUCUUAACUGCAUUCUGUCAAAAAGGUCGCUGUUGCUUUUUAGCCACGUUAGCUUCAGGAUAGCAAUAUCAGUCAGUCAGUCAGUAGUCCACUUUGGUCCACAUUUAGAAAAUUGGAUAGUUUGCCAUGAAAUUAGCUCACAGUGCUGCUAGCGUGUCUUGUUCACAUUAUUUCGCAGCUCUUCUCAGUCAUUGAAGCCAUCGCGGGUCUGUGUUUAACACCCAGUGGUGGGGGGUGGUAUCUCAUGAAUAAGGACACACCCUCAUGCAUACCCUCUAAAGAUAUUAGUUUAAAUGUAACAUUGGUUUGUUCUCAUUUAAAAAAUCCAGCACUUUAGUUUUUUUUUAAAGUAUUUUCAGUACCUUUUGAUGCCUUAAAUUCAAGAGUGAUACCCAGUCCUAAUGGAGCUGAUUGUGAAGUUGGUUACACUUUAUACAGCAUUACCAUGGCAACAGACACAGACAGUGUCACCAUGGCAAAUGAUUCUGCGUCUCUAUGGUAACUAACUCACCAGCAGGAGUGCUUCAAUUGUCAGUGAACAAUUAAUGGUGCUAUGCUCCCAUUGCUGCGGCCUGCAGGCCCUUCUGUUUGUAGAAAGACUGAAAAUCCCACCGAGUUUUACAGAAAAUACUUCAGUUACUUAGUUUAAAAAUGUCUUCUGUAGCACAGGUCCUUCAAAACCUCUGAGAGGUGUGUGUGAGUGAGUGGGUGUUUGCAGUUUAGUGCAGCCAGGUGUCUAAGAGAAAGAUGUCGCCACAGUUUAGUGUGUGUGUGUGUGCGUGCGUGUGUUGUAUGGAAAGGUUCUUCCGGAUACGAAACAGUUUUUCUUUUGUUUUGUUUUUUCUUUUUUUUUUUGGGGACCAGGUGGAGUUGUAGUUAACAGCAACCGGAGGAUUCAGCUGUUUGCACAGAGUUCUCGAGUCUACUUUCGCUGCUAGUUUGUGUAAUUUAUCAAGCAUUUUUGAGAAAUAUUUAUUUUUAUAAGCCUAAUACAAAAAGUUGAUAUUUUAAAGAGUGACUUGACCAAAAGACAGUAAACAAAAACACUGGCUCUUGAAUGUUGAAUGUCAUUGGUAUGAGUGAAAAUUUCUAUUUUUCUGGGGUAGUGUGAGCUUUUUAAUGUUAAAGAUGCAACAUGUAGGGGUUUCUCUUGAAUAUGUCACUGUAACAAGCUGUUAGAACAUAUUUUAGAAAAUGAACAAAACUGUUGGUGGUGCCCAAACGUGUGUCAAAUCAUGCUUGUCAAAAAUCUCAAUAUAAACCAAUUCUCUUCUUAAGGCCAAUACAAAGUAAACUAUGCUGUGUGCACAUCUUCUCGUGUUGAAACAUUCCCUGCCCCCAAAACAACCCAAAAUGAAGACCCUACAUACCUUUCUGAACAGCUGUUAAGAUGUGGUUUAUAACCAAAUACCUGUGAACACUUUACUGUACUCUAUUUAAUACAAAUUAGCAAAUGCUAACAAGAUAAAGUAAGACAUUAUAUACUAGUCAUUCGCAUGUUAACAAAACCACUAGGACUGUUAGUUGUGAUAUCACACACCUUCAGUAUCUUCUAUCCCAGCCUAGAUCAUUUUGUAUUUUGGUGUUGAUAUAUUGUGAUAAUAGUACAGCCAUAUAAAAAUGUCUGUUUUUAGCUGAUCCAGUGAAUUAAAUAACAAAAAGAAAGUUAAGGUAUUUCAUCAUAUUAAUACCACAAUCCUGUAAAUCCAAUACUACCAUAAAUCGCACUUUUGAAAACGGUCUGGCAAAGUCUCAGACGGUUGACAAAUAUUUAUCGUCUCACAUUAUGAAGCGUCAUAUCACACAAGCAAGAUUAAAAGCCGUUGAACUUUUUUGCUGUGAAAAAAAUUGCAUUGCUUCCUUUCUAUUUAAAUAGAGUAGACAUAUUUAAUAUAAAAGUGACUCCCAGCUUUGAUUAACUGUGUGCUUGUUGUACAAUGGUUUGUUUUUGAGGCAAAAUUUGAGAACAUUUGUUAGUCAGCUGGUCUGAUGGCCACAAGGGGGCCCCAGUCCAUUUCUGUCCAUUAUUCAACUAAUGACUUCCCCUCUCUGACGGUACGUGAAGAUGUGCACUUAGCAUCACUUGAAGACACAGAGAAGCACUGAUGGUUGUAUUACAGUGGAAUGUGACUGUGACAUAUGAAGAGAAACACCCCACACAGGUUACCUUGAAAGUCACAUUGGACUCAGUUUCAGAUCCAUUAACCUGUUGGUGCAACAGGUUCCAAUGCCAAUAAUGAUAAUCAACCACAAACAGCCAUUUUUAAUUGGCAAACAAAAUUUGAGACAACACCACCAAAUAUGCCAAGGUUUGGAUUAAAAACAAUUAACAAAAUGUUACGAUCAAAGACCGUUUUGUAAAAAAAAAAAACAUGCAGUACAAAAAACAAGUGUCCAGAUUCUCUCCAAGUCAGUUUUUUUUUCUUUUCAUUUGAGUCUUUACACUUUUCCUUCCCGUUAAUACCCUUUGUGUGAAUGUCUGGCAAGUGGCGAUCUUUAAAGUCUUCAUAACACAGAAUUAACUGUGGUUCUAUUGCUAUGUUGUUGUGAUUUGCAUAUUUUCAGGCAUUGGUGUGUUAAUGCUCGCACAGUGGGAGCUCCUGGCCAAUCAGAAAUGAAGAAAUGUUUGCAAAAAAAAAGACCCUGGUGACAUAUGAGAUGUUUUUGUUUGUUUUUUAUUGCAACUUGCAGAUGAUCCAUGAGUCAUCUUCUAUUAUAUAGCAGCUGUUUGAAAUGUAACUUGUAUUUUUACUGCUGGUCCACUUAGCUCAGACACUCUGCUGUGUAACAGGGACAAAUCCACUGUCAGUGAGGCAAGAUUAUCCCACUGAUCAACCUCUGUAGCCUCAGUAGACCAUAAUGCAUUGCGGCCACAGCACACCCACAAUCAACGACAGAUGAAUAAUCACACUUCACAGCCUUUUGUAUGCAUAAAUUCAAACUUUUGUGACAAACUGAUUUUAGGUGUUGACAAAAGGCAUUCUGGGAAGUAAAAUAAUCCAAAAGGUUGACUGAGAUUACAUGGGAACAACUAU
Scomber japonicus (chub mackerel) is the source of this 11089-nucleotide messenger RNA. Its product is annotated as ATP-dependent RNA helicase DDX3X-like. Bases 211 to 2436 code for a protein of 741 amino acids. Gene Ontology annotation, biological process: gamete generation; cell differentiation. Gene Ontology annotation, cellular component: P granule; nucleus. The record is from RefSeq and is a predicted model, not a curated record. The transcript has 20 exons. Gene Ontology annotation, molecular function: RNA helicase activity; ATP binding; RNA binding. NCBI's taxonomy places the organism in Eukaryota, Metazoa, Chordata, Actinopteri, Scombriformes, Scombridae.